Messenger RNA from Myotis daubentonii (Daubenton's bat), 2663 nucleotides. It is a transcript of the gene FAAP24, whose product is annotated as FA core complex associated protein 24. NCBI's taxonomy places the organism in Eukaryota, Metazoa, Chordata, Mammalia, Chiroptera, Vespertilionidae. The record is from RefSeq and is a predicted model, not a curated record. Gene Ontology annotation, molecular function: chromatin binding. Gene Ontology annotation, biological process: interstrand cross-link repair. Gene Ontology annotation, cellular component: Fanconi anaemia nuclear complex.
GCGGGCAAGACAGGACGCGACUGUGGAGCCAGGGCGCGGACGGAGCUGGGGUGUGAGGAGUCAGGCAGGUGACGAAAAUGGGCGACUGGGCUUCCAGGACAGGAAUCUCCUGGUUCUUAGGCUUUGGCAAAUAGAGACACUGACGACCGGCCCCUGCCGAGAGGCCCCGCCCCGGCUUCGAGUGGAACGUGGGGCCGUGUGCAGGACAGCCUUGCACUUCAGUUUUGCAUUUCCCUCUAUAGAUCGAGGCCGCCAUGGAUAGGAACCCCCCUGAUGGCACAGGCCCUGUGCACGUGCCUUUGGGGCACGUUGUUGCCAAUGAGAAAUGGCGCGGGUCGCAGCUGGCACAGGGCAUGCAAGAAGCCGAUUUGGUGGCAGGAAAUAGCUACCGAAAGAGGCUGGUUCGCGUUAGAAAUUCCAGUAAUCUUCAAGGAAUUGCAAUAGUUGAAAAAACCCCGACGAGUGAACAGUACUUCCCAGCCAUACAGAAGUUUACUGUGCUGGACCUUGGGAUGGUGUUGCUCCCAGUGGCCGGCCAGGUGGAAGCGUCCUGCAUCAUCAUCCAGUUAGUUCAAGAGCAAACCAAAGAGCCCAGUAAGAACCCUUUUCUCAGGAAGAAACAGGCUCAGCUCUCUGAGCCAUUCUUACUUCGAACUGUGCAGCAGAUCCCAGGAGUUGGGAAAAUCAAAGCUUCCCUUCUGCUUCAGAAGUUCCCGAGUAUCCAGCAGCUGAGUAAUGCUUCCAUCCAAGAACUGGAGCAGGUUGUUGGGCAAGCAGCAGCACAGCAAAUUCAUGCGUUCUUCACACAGUCCCGGUGACAGCUCUUCUCACAGCAUCCACUACGGGUUCUACUUUACACCACCAACUACAGGAGCUUGUUUUCAUGUUUAAAAAUCAAGAAAAAAAGAUUUCCUCUCACAGCAACUAGUGACAGAUGAGGUGAGGCCUGAGAGGAACCUGCCAGCUGCCCUGUGCUGUCACUUAAGUUGGUGCUGCCCUGGUUCUGCUACCAUGAAGAGGGCCAAUGGCGAUCUUCCAAAGAGAGUCCCUUGAAUUAGAGACUCUCAGAUUGAUAAAAAAGCCAACUUGGGCAGAUUUGAAUGUGUGACCUUGACCUACAUCUAAUGGAAAGGUCUUAUCAGGUUUCAGUGGUUAUAACCUUCUAAAGGAGACAAACCUACAAUGAAGCACUGUGUACCAUAAGCCCCUUGUUCCUGGUGGCAAAGCCACUGUUCUUCAGGUCUGGUCUUAAUAUACCUGUGCUUCGAGGGUUGCUGCCAGUGUAAAUAAGUUGUACAGCCUUUGUGUUUCCUCCCUCAAUCGCUUCCUUUAUGGUGGCUGCACAGUUUGUUUAUAAUCACUGGGCACAUCUGAACACAGAAAGCCUGGAGUGGUGAGUACCCACUUAAAGAUAAAAAGCCAAUGUGUGUGUGGGGAGAGCUGGAGGGGGGAAUGUGUUUGUAAAUGUAUAGCCCAACAAUGUGAAGAUACACAGGAAAAUGGCAGGGCAGCUGUGUCCAGAAAGAUCUGGGGAUCCAAAGGUACACUUGCCUCUUCAAAAAAUAAAUACUGCCCUCGCCAGUUUUGCUCGGUGGUUAGAGCGUGAGCCCUCGGACUGAAGGGUCACAGGUUCCAUUCCCAGUCAAGGGUACGUACCUCAGUUGCAGGCUCAAUCCUGCUCCAGUCAGGGCCCAUGAGGGAGGUAACCUAUUGAUGUUUCCCUCUCUCCCUCCCUCCCAUUCUCUCUAAAACCAAUGGAAAAAAUAUCCUCAGGUGAAGAUUAAGUAAAUAAAUAAAUAAAAUUAAAGAUGCCAUAUGUUUUCAAAGAUACUAAGAUAACUUGAAAGUCUAGUUUUGUGAAUGUUAGUAGUUUUUUAAAAAGCCAAACAAUGAAAUCAUUUGUGCAUUAGGAUAGAAACAUUUUGAAAGGAAAGAAUUAAAGUGAAAAAGUAAAAAACAUUAACUCAGGCAAAUGAAUCUGUUUAUUUUAAACUUUCCCAAAGGUGUUGCUUCCCUUUUGAUAUUGCACACUAGAAAACAUUUUAAAUUCUUGUUAAUUCUCAAAAUUAGAUCUCAAUGCUAUGUUUUUAAACUAUAUAACUUGUACUAUGUCAACAGUGAAUCUUGUUAGAAUCACGGUAUCAUCCACCUUAUAGCAUGAGAAAUCAACUGGUAAGAAUGUCAUUUUAAAAAGUCAAGUGAAUCAUUUACAUCAUUACCUUAUAAAAUUCAACCCAUUUCAAAGACUUAAAAUAUACAAUUAUGUACUUUCUACUUUAAACAAAAUGAAAAAUGUUUUGAGUAUCAAACAGUAUAUUAUCUACCUUGUAGACAGCAUCUCCAUCUAACACUGCCGCUGUGUUAGCCACUUGUGAAUGACAUGUAACUAGAAGGAAGGCUACUCCAAAACUGCUUAUCUAAUAAGUCAUGACAAAUUGGAUACCAGGCUUUAUCUGGAAAUUGCAUUCAUAUUAUAUAGAAAUAGUAGUAAAAUCUUGUCAUUUUCGGUUAAUGAAGUACCCUUAGAAAGCACCUCUUUGUAACCUUUUUAGUAAUACAAAUUUAAACCCAUCGUUAUGGUCCCUUGAUUGCCUUAAUUUGGGCUCAUCUAGAUUCUGAGUUAAGGAAUGAUCUAUUACCCAAGCCUGGAAACUUACAAAUAA